GGUGGGGGAAGGUCUUCUGUGAACGUCAAACGAGAAACGUCACGUCAGCUGUUUUCUGGUUUUGUGUGGAAGUGGAGUGAGUUCAUCUCAGCUGUUUUAUGUUUGGGUAAUGAUCGAAUUGAAUAUCAACGAAGACAUUAAUCCCAGUCCCAUAGAUAUGUCCGAUAAUCAGCCUAUACCUUCGAGUAGCGAAUCGGCUCCGCAAUUCAUGGCGGAGGCGGCGAAACAGGAGGAAUUCGCCGAGCCCGAUAUAAAAAAGCGUAAAAUAUCGCAUUUCUCGGGCGACGAAAAGAAAUACAAAUUGGAGGAUAGGCUGGGCGGAAUUUUGUGCUGCGCAGUUUGUUUGGAUCUGCCUCGGGCCGCCGUUUAUCAGUGCAGCAAUGGUCACUUAAUGUGCGCCGGAUGCUUUACGCACGUGCUGGCCGACGCCCGGCUCAGAGACGAGACCGCCACGUGUCCCAGUUGUCGAGUGGAGAUUAGCAAAACGAGCGCCACCCGAAACCUGGCGGUGGAGAACGCCGUCUCCGAAUUGCCCGCCGAAUGCCAGUAUUGUAACAAGCAGUUCCCCAGGAACUCGUUGGUCAGACACGAGGAGGCCGAAUGCGAAGAGAGAAUUUCAGGUUGUAAGUAUAGCCGUAUAGGAUGCCCAUGGAGAGGUCCUUUGCACGAAAGGAGCGAACACGAGAAGGAAUGCGUCCAUCCCAAUCGUUCCGGAGCCGACGUCAUGGAGGCUUUGAAGUCCAUCGACCAUCAAAUGAACGAGGAACGUAUGCUCUACGACAGCAUAUUCGAUCUGCUGGGAUAUGAUAAGAUCACCAUCAACGAUGUACAAUUAAAACCAUAUCGCACUGACGAAUUCGUCCAUCGGUUGUUCUACGAAUCGUCGAGAUUUUCAGCAUUGAAUUACCAAUGGGUGGUAAAGGCGAGGAUAAACAACAACCAGAAGGACCCUACGCAAAGCUCCGAAAGGGACAUGUCUUAUCAGUUGAUAUUGAAGUCGAAGUCCGUGAAACCGUUGAGUUUGAAUUACAUAGCGUUGAGGGGCCCCGUCGGCGAUAUCAACGUGAAGCCGAGAAUAUACGAAUUUGAAUUUACGGAGCAAAAUUACGAGACGCCGUUCGUCAAAUUACCAUUGCCCGAUACGCCGGAAUGCAAUCGGCUAUUGGCAGCUACAACCAUUAAUUUCAGGUUGAUAAUGUUCUCGAAAUAAAACUACACCAAACUUAAGUAAGAUUUUUUUUACGUUUAUUUAAAGUUUACAAUAAAUUUCUUGUGCUAUAUAAGUCCUAGGGAUUUUUUGAGUAACGAUUACUUUUACUUUUUUUUGUGUUAUUUGUGGAUCUCCUUAGCUAUAUUUUAAGUGUAGAUUUAAUUAUUUUUAUAUCCAUGACUCGCUCUCGAAGAUAAAAUAUAAAAGAUGAAGAUUCUUAUUUUAUCUUGUAAGAGUUGAUAAAAUUCUAUUUAUGAGGAUUAGAGAGAAAAUUUAUAACGUCAACUGUAUGAUUGUUUGUUACCUUUAGGUUUUGUAUUUUUGACCGUUACUUGAAAUAUUUACGUUUAGGUUUAAUUUUUUUUGGGAAAUACUGACGUGUUGAUCAUCUGAAGAAAUGUUACGUUCUUGCUGGAUUCGAUGAGCAACAGGUUGUUAUUGAAUUUAUUUUUUUUUUUUUCAAUUUUUCGAUAAUGUUGGCGAGCAUUAUUUAUAUUAGAAAAUAUAUUAUUUAAAAACGUAGAGCACACGAUAAAGUAAAUUUUUUAUACCUACUCACAAAAUGUUAGUUAUUUUACUCCAGCCAUAUUUAAGCCAACAUCACCAAAUGUAUAUUUUUUUUAUUUUAUGUAAAUGUAGAAUACUUUUUAUUUACAUUGGAUUUAAAUUAUUUCUAAGGGUUGGGAUAGAAAUAAAAUUAUAAAUGUUAA
Messenger RNA from Phyllotreta striolata, 1920 nucleotides. Lineage: Eukaryota; Metazoa; Arthropoda; Insecta; Coleoptera; Chrysomelidae. The record is from the annotation of a GenBank genome assembly.